Molecule: messenger RNA, 1941 nt
Organism: Cornus florida
Lineage: Eukaryota; Viridiplantae; Streptophyta; Magnoliopsida; Cornales; Cornaceae
Product: dihydrolipoyllysine-residue acetyltransferase component 5 of pyruvate dehydrogenase complex, chloroplastic
Exons: 6
Coding region: 260-1678 (472 amino acids)
Biological process (GO): pyruvate decarboxylation to acetyl-CoA
Cellular component (GO): pyruvate dehydrogenase complex; chloroplast thylakoid; chloroplast envelope
Molecular function (GO): dihydrolipoyllysine-residue acetyltransferase activity
Source: RefSeq, a predicted model, not a curated record
AUUGAAUAAAUGGUAGACUGGUGGUGGUCUCGCAGCGAAAAGAGCACAAAAAAGUCUAUAAUAUAAAUCGUCAUCACAUUCACCGGUAAGGUGGUUGAGACCUCCGCCCAGUUUCGAUGCAGUCGAGGAAAAACCCAUUUCCUCACUCAUCAACAACACCCACCAUCUCUUCUUCCUCCUACAAGUAUCUCUCUCUCUAACCCGCUUUCUCUCUCUAAAGCACCCCCUUUCUCUCUCUCUCACUACCCAGUGCUCAGCAAUGGCUCACCUUUUGCACACUUCCUUCAUCCCAGCCUCUCCAUCUCUUCGCCGUCUCUCUAUCCCUUCUUCCCCUUCGCUCCACACCACUAGAAAACCCCUAAUUGAGGCGAAGAUCAGAGAGAUUUUCAUGCCGGCUCUGAGCUCGACGAUGACGGAGGGCAAGAUCGUGUCGUGGGUCAAGUCCGAGGGGGACAAGCUCUCCAAGGGCGAGAGCGUGGUGGUCGUCGAGUCUGACAAGGCCGACAUGGACGUCGAGACCUUCUACGACGGCUACUUGGCCGCCAUCAUGGUCGAAGAGGGCGGGGUCGCCGCCGUCGGAUCCGCCAUCGCUCUCCUCGCCGAAACUGAAGACGAAAUCAACCAAGCCAAAUCAAAGGCCUCUAGUUCUUCAUCGUCAUCUGCCGCAAUCUCUGAUUCGCCGCCAGCAGUGGAGAAAUCGGUGGAAGUUGAGGCAGCUAAUUCUGCCCCUACUCCGCCAUCGGUGGUGAAAUCUGCGGUGGCUGCAUCGUCCGUACACCCAGCGUCGGAAGGGGGGAAGAGGGUUGUGGCGUCUCCAUACGCGAAGAAGCUGGCGAAGGAAUUGAAGGUGGAUUUGAGUGGUGUGGUGGGGAGUGGCCCAAUGGGGAGGAUUGUUGCUAAGGAUGUUGAGGCCGCGGCCGCGAAUUUGGCAGCUGUGUCGCCGGAGGUGGUGAAACCAAGUGUGACUCCGUCGCUGGCUAAGGCUUCAGACGGUUUGGGGAUUGAAUUAGGGUCGGUUGUCCCCUUUACCACAAUGCAGGGUGCGGUUAGUAGGAAUAUGGUGGAAAGUCUGGCCGUGCCGACUUUCAGAGUCGGUUACACAAUUACAACUAACGCUCUUGAUGCUCUGUACAAGAAGAUAAAGUCAAAGGGAGUAACAAUGACAGCGUUGCUAGCAAAGGCAACAGCGCUUGCAUUGGCUAAACAUCCUGUUGUAAAUUCUAGUUGUAGAGAUGGUAAGAGCUUUACAUAUAAUAGUAGUAUCAAUAUUGCGGUUGCUGUGGCAAUAGAUGGCGGGUUGAUUACGCCAGUGCUUCAGGAUGCUGAUAAGGUUGACUUAUAUUCAUUGUCAAGAAAGUGGAAGGAGUUGGUUGACAAGGCCCGGGCCAAGCAGCUGCAGCCUCAUGAAUAUACAACGGGUACCUUUACUCUAUCUAACCUUGGAAUGUUUGGUGUGGAUCGCUUUGAUGCCAUUUUGCCACCAGGAACUGGUGCGAUUAUGGCUGUCGGAGCUUCUCAGCCCACUGUUGUUGCUACAAAGGAUGGCCGGAUUGGUAUGAAAAAUCAGAUGCAGGUGAAUGUUACGGCAGAUCAUCGGGUCAUAUAUGGUGCUGAUCUGGCUUCAUUCUUGCAAACCCUAGCUAAGAUUAUCGAGGACCCUAAAGAUCUUACCCUCUAAAUUAUUUGUAUCAUCUGAGAGAUUACUUCCUUAGAUUGUGUUUUUGUGGUUCUAUUCUCUUAAUUGUAUGCUUGCAGAAAAAUUCAGGAACUAAAAUCACAACCUGCUCAAACAAAUUUCAAUGAACAGCAGGAACAAAAUUUUGAAGAGCAAUUUAUUUGCAUUUCCCUUUAAUUAGUUUUCUUUAACUAUUGAAGAUGCACCUAAUUACUGUCUAUCAAUUCUGGAUUAAUGAAGCUUUAGUUGUUGUCUUUUCACUGCAA